AUGGCCGACGGCAUGCCCCACGAUAUCCCCUCCGCUACUGUCCGCCUUAUAGCUUCGAUUCGCCUUCGCCCUGUCACGUACGAUCGACACUACGUCUCUCCGGGUUUCAGCCAAACAUCAGCCGAUAAUCGAAACGCGUACUUACAGCCUUUACAACAUGCGGUCUUUCAACAAAACCCCCGCCUGCUCCACCAGAUCUUCCACAACAACAUGUAUCCGGUCCCAGAUGCCGAUCUGGAUCAGUCCAUCACAGCCGCUGUGACCGCUCGUAUCAGUAGUGAUGGCGCAGAUCGCCAUCACCGCGAUCUAGAGGCUGAGAUCGGCCUGCAGAGCCUCAUUGUCGAUUUCCCGGCCAAAAUAUGCGAGUUACUGGCAGGGAAAUCGUCCGAAACUCGAUUGCACUCGCGUGUGUGGCGUAUCCAAGGCCUCGGAGUCGUUCGCCCCGACAUCAUCCUACGAACCACGUCGACUCGGGACAAAAAAAUAAUCGUUAGCAUCGAGGUUAAAACCAGCAAAGAGCUGUCGGUGGAAGAGAUGGAGAUGCUCGUUGAAGCAAUCCGUCACGAUUUGGUGUCGGUAGGGCGUGACGGGAACGGUAACCUGAUCGUGACGAUAGAUUGGGACCGUAUGCCGCCACAGUACCCGCGCAUUGGGCAGAGGGAUCGAAAUCACCAUAUCCGGGUUUGUGCUAUCCUCAGCCAGACUCUGUGUUAUCUCGUCCACAACCGUUGCAACCACGGCGUCAUUACAAAUUAUGAUGCGUGGAUUGCCCUUCACGUAGCCGGAACGCGCGCCUCUCCCAUCCUACAGGUCUCGGAUGUACUCUACAAGAAUGAUCAACCGACGGAAGACUCCCCUUGGUCCUCUCCGUUGGGAUUACUUAUAUGCUAUCACUUCCUCCGACGCCCGGGGCGAAUUGUUCUACCCAACGUGUCCAAGUUGAGAACAGCCGUCAAACAGGGGGUCUCACAAGGACGCCCGUCGAGGGGCACAGGGGGUCCUGCCAAGAUUCAAUCGUCACAGCAUCCUACCCCUCAAUCAGAGGCCGGGCUUUUCAGCAAGCGAAUCGGCGGAUCUUUCAAACGGAACGCCCAUCAAGAUGGGACCCGCUCAACUGCCAGUGCUGGCUAUAGUCACAAGUUGCAACAAUUACCUGCGCAGAAUAUGGUCACCCCACCGCUCAUUCACUCGUUGACCGGCACUGAUUCCAGCCCAGAACAACCAUCUCCAGACGACAUUCCCAUCACACGUCCUUUCCAAAUUGAGGGCUUAGGAAGGCAGGACGAACGUGCAGGGGUCAGCCUCGUUCUUGACUUUGAUCGCAUACGACUGUCGCAAGCCGCCGUCGGCGGGUGCCGUUUCCUUCACUUUAUGCCGAGCCCAAGUCUUCCCUUUCUAAGGCUAGAUCUACACGAUGAAGCCGGAUAUCUCCGUCAUCCUCAGUCUAACAAAUAUCCCUCCGACGAUACGAUUCUCUCCGAUGCUUUCGAGCACGAUCCUCCCACAUCCGGCUUUGUCGUCAGCGACGGCCUUUCGCAUGACGUUAACGGAUACUCGCUUGCGUCUCAUACGGAUAUCUGCUGGACCACAACAAUAACCUUGGAGGAGCCGUUGGACUCUGGGGCUGUAUGGGACGUUUACUACCCUUCGUCUCCACUCCAGACAUGCGUUGUCAAAGUCUCGGCGCCGGAAGCCUUUCCAGAUGACUCUGAUGUCCCAGUGUAUGGCUGUAUAACCCGUGCAAAGGCACUGCAUUCGAUCUCGAGGGAGUUGUUGGUUUACAACACGAAUCUCCUCGAUCUACAGGGCACAGUAGUCCCUAGACUGUGGGGGAUGUGGAAAGGCAGCCAACCCAACCCCGACGGCGGCACGAUUGACCUGUACAUCUCCGUGAUGAGCAAUCCAGGCUGCAUGUUGGCCCGCAACGAAUCGGACUAUAACGCGGAGUCUGACUGCAACGGAUCGGACCAUAACACAGAGUCUGACUGCAACGAAUCAGACUACGCAGAGUCUGACUGCAACGAAUCGGACUAUGACACAGAGUCUGACUGCAACGAAUCGGACUAUAACGGGGAGUCUGACUGGAGUGUAGAAGAAAAAAUGGUCAUAGUGGCACAGUAUACACGGCUGCAUAACGCCGGUGUUCUUCACGGUGAUGUCUCGCCUAGACAUUGGAUCAGAGCCGCUGGUGUUCCAUUGCCAACAGACUCGACCUCACCGCCGACACCCUCCAUUUUCCUCAUCGACUUUGGAUUCAGCGUGACUAUCGAUAUGCUUGGGAAAGAUGCAUGGGAGCAGGAGACGAGGAAGGAAAUGCAGCUGGUUAGGAGUUACCUUCACCUUUGA
Cryptococcus amylolentus CBS 6039 is the source of this 2346-nucleotide messenger RNA. RefSeq lists its product as hypothetical. The transcript is spliced from 6 exons. The coding region runs from base 1 to 2346 and encodes 781 amino acids. NCBI's taxonomy places the organism in Eukaryota, Fungi, Basidiomycota, Tremellomycetes, Tremellales, Cryptococcaceae. The record is from RefSeq and is a predicted model, not a curated record.